Molecule: messenger RNA, 777 nt
Organism: Cooperia oncophora
Lineage: Eukaryota; Metazoa; Nematoda; Chromadorea; Rhabditida; Trichostrongylidae
Source: the annotation of a GenBank genome assembly
AUGAUUCCAAAAGAACAGCAUGGUUUCUUGAGUGGGGCCUCCACGGUAUCCAAUUUAUUAGAUAGCUUGUUUGACUGGCAAUCCGCUCUGAACAAUGGAAAAUCCGUAGACAUUGUCUUCGUUGACUUAUCAAAAGCAUUUGAUAGGGUCUGCCACCGUAGGUUGCUAGUCAAAUUGCAGCAUCUGGGGAUUUCUGGGCAGCUUCUAGAUUGGCUGAGAUCUUUUCUAAAUCAACGAUACAUGACCGUCAAGGUUCGUCACAGCUUCUCUGACAGACACCACUGUCAAAGUGGUGUCCCUCAGGGAAGCGUUUUAUCGCCGUUGCUUUUUUUAGUAUAUACAUUGGACCUCCCUGCUUACAUUACUACUUCCCCCGAGGUGAAGGUGCAGAUGUAUGCUGAUGACAUAAAAAUAUAUGCCGCAUACGAUACUACCAACAAGAGUGAAGUUCAAGCAGCAUUUAGGCUAUCCCUAGCGAAAAUGUCGGAGUGGGCCGCCUCUUGGGGCUUGACGAUCAACUUAAACAAGUGUUCCCUUUUGCACUUGGGGGAUAACGUUUCGCCGAGACCCUGUAGUGAAAGAUCAGGGAGCUUUGGCUUGAGCUACUUGAAAAUUCAAAAGAGAUUCUAUUCGAUUAUGUUUAACUCCUAUUUUUAUCGUAUGGCCAGGAUGCUGGACAAGCUGCCUCCCGAGUUGCUCAGAUCGGAAAACGGUAAGGUGUUUAAGAACAGAUUGCGGAAGAUCUGUAUUACGGACUCACUUCACUCCUUAUUCUAA